GUAAUACCACCCAUAAGUGGAGGCUAAUAGAUUGCAAUGGACUACAUACAGCUAGUGAAAGACAAAAUCGACAUCCAACAAAUUCAUGAUUUGAUAAUCGACGAUGGUUGCGGAGCCUGCUCUGUUUUUGUGGGCACAACACGUGACACCUUUGAAGGGAAAAAAGUAAUAUCUUUGGAAUAUGAAGCAUACGAAAACAUGGCUCUUAAGGAAAUGAAUAAAAUCUGCUCUGAGCUGCGAGCUCGUUGGCCGAAUCUUAAACACAUUGCGAUAUAUCACAGACUCGGUACAGUUCCGGUUCGCGAAGGAAGCGUUGUAAUUGCCACUUCGUCCCCCCACCGCGCUGCUGCCUUGGAAUCUGUUAGUUUUGCAAUAGAUCAGUUAAAAUCACGUGUGCCUAUAUGGAAAAAGGAAAUCUACGAAGAGGAUCUAAUCGGCGAGUGGAAGGAAAAUAAGGAGUGCCAGUGGCCUCAAUGUUCCGACUCAAUCUUAAGGGCUUUCGAUUUCUCUUCUUGUCCAAUCGAUCAGACUAUAUCGUCAGAUAAUAUUCCUGAUAAAUUGGUCCAAAUUCGAGUUAACGACAGCGACUUAAACAGACGGGUUGAUUGUUUUUUAAAAAGGAAACGGGAUGAAAUCAAUUUAUGUAAUAUAAAUGAUUUCAAAAAACAGCCCCCCAAUGAUGCUACUAAUCCCGACGGCAACACCUCCCCGGAUCCCACUGAUCAAAUUUCUUGUGCCCGAACUCAGAGUUUCCUUGUCAAGCAACAGCAAUCAAAAGGUCAUUUAAAGGUAAGGCGAGCCAAUAACAAUUGUGGGCCACAGACGAGACCAAAUUAUUCGCUGCAACUCAAUAAACUAAUGACAUCGCCUCGAAAUUGUAAUGAAGCUUCUGAAAACAAUUCAUUACAAUGUUCGCGUUUAAGGAACAUUGAAGAUUACAUGGGUAUUAAACCCGAUAAUAACGAUAUGUUCAAACGCAUAAAGGAUCUUGAAAAUAGAAUUCUAUUGUUGGAAUCCAGUUCUCCAGAGUACAAACAUUUUGUCCAGUUACCAACGGAUGAGACGGAACUUGGUCUUCACAAGCACAAGAAAAAAGUUUAUAUGUCGGAUAAGCUAAAUAAUUUUAUUGUAAAGAUUAAAAGUGAAAUUGAAUAAUAAAAUUUCAUAAACGUCUUUAAAGUGACUUUCCGAUGGACAUUAAUUUUU
Molecule: messenger RNA, 1206 nt
Organism: Drosophila innubila
Lineage: Eukaryota; Metazoa; Arthropoda; Insecta; Diptera; Drosophilidae
Gene: Mocs2B
Product: molybdopterin synthase catalytic subunit
Exons: 5
Coding region: 37-1155 (372 amino acids)
Biological process (GO): Mo-molybdopterin cofactor biosynthetic process
Cellular component (GO): cytosol
Molecular function (GO): molybdopterin synthase activity
Source: RefSeq, a predicted model, not a curated record